Messenger RNA from Etheostoma cragini (Arkansas darter), 1643 nucleotides. It is a transcript of the gene acads, whose product is annotated as acyl-CoA dehydrogenase short chain. The record is from RefSeq and is a predicted model, not a curated record. The transcript is spliced from 10 exons. Lineage: Eukaryota; Metazoa; Chordata; Actinopteri; Perciformes; Percidae. Gene Ontology annotation, cellular component: mitochondrion. The coding region runs from base 112 to 1329 and encodes 405 amino acids. Gene Ontology annotation, biological process: fatty acid beta-oxidation using acyl-CoA dehydrogenase; butyrate catabolic process. Gene Ontology annotation, molecular function: flavin adenine dinucleotide binding.
UCUAUAAUUGCCAUAAUUCCGACAGCACUUGAAGGCAGCAGCGUGCUUCAUAACACCUCAUUCGAACUCAUUGAAACAUUUUCUCACUGCUGAAGCCCGGAGAAAGGAGCCAUGGCUGCACUUUUUAAAGCAAGAAAAGCCCUCGGCGUGUGUCUCGCUGGUCGCCGCGGUCUGUCCCAGCUGGCCGAGCUACCGGAGACGCACCAGCUCCUCAGACAGACCUGCAGAGACUUCGCCGACCGAGAGCUGGCGCCGAUCGCUGCCCGGCUGGACAGGGAGCACGCCUACCCCGCCAAGCAGAUCCAGGAUUUGGGGGCGAUGGGGGUCAUGGCCAUGGAGGUCCCCGAGGAGCUGGGUGGAGCCGGGAUGGACUACCUGGCGUACAGCCUGGCCAUGGAGGAAAUCAGCCGGGGCUGUGCCAGCACGGGGGUCGUGGUCUCUGUAAAUAACUCUCUCUACAUCGGGCCGAUACUGAAGAACGGGUCAGAAGAACAGAAACAGCAGUGGAUCACGCCGUUCACCACCGGAGAGAAGGUGGGCUGCUUCGCCCUCAGUGAGCCAGGUAACGGCAGCGACGCGGGCGCGGCCUCCACGGUCGCCCGUCAGGACGGAGACGAGUGGGUGCUGAACGGAACCAAAGCCUGGAUCACCAACAGCUGGGACGCCUCCGCCACCGUCGUGUUCGCCACAACGGACAAGAAACUCAAACACAAGGGCAUCAGCGCCUUCCUGAUCCCCAUGCCCCACCCGGGGCUUUCUCUGGGGAAGAAGGAAGACAAGCUGGGCAUCCGAGCCUCGUCCACCGCUAACAUCAUCCUGGAGGACUGCCGGGUACCGCUGGGCAACAUGCUCGGGCCGCGUGGCGCCGGAUUCAAGAUCGCCAUGCAAACCCUGGACAGCGGACGCAUCGGCAUCGCUGCUCAGGCUCUCGGGAUCGCUCAGGCGUCUCUGGACUGCGCCGCGGACUACGCUCUCAAACGCACCGCCUUCGGAUCCCCGAUCGGCAAGCUGCAGGCCGUACAGAUCAAACUAGCCGACAUGGCUGUGGCGAUAGAGAGCGCUCGUCUGCUCACCUGGAAGGCUGCUCUGCUUCGGGACUCAAAGAAACCCUUCACCAAGGAAGCAGCGAUGGCCAAACUGGCGGCGUCCGAAGCUGCGACGUUCUGCUCACAUCAGGCGAUCCAGGUUCUGGGCGGGAUGGGGUACGUGUCGGACAUGCCCGCCGAGCGGCACUACCGCGACGCUCGCAUCACCGAGAUCUACGAGGGAACCAGCGAGAUCCAGAGACUGGUGAUCGCCGGCCAGCUGCUGAAGGAGUACCAGUCGUAGACCCACGUCUGUCGGGGCCUUUUGGUUCGACGUGGACUCGCAUUCUCCCAGAUCUGGAGUCGGAUAAGUCCACCAGGACACCACACCUCAUCCGUAAGAGACCCAGAAGAACCAGUACGAGGACGCUUUGGCGGUGGCGUCGAUCGGAGACGACGAUACAGACGUUUAGAGGAAAACUCACGAUUCUUUGAGUCCAUUUCCUUUGCUGGAAAUUCAGGAAUUAAUAUUUAACUCUGAGUUUUACGGUUUUUCUCCGCUGCCUUAAUGGGAAUAUUUCUGCAUCGCCGAUUUUUAAAGGGUAAUUUCACUAAAAU